Limulus polyphemus (Atlantic horseshoe crab) is the source of this 571-nucleotide messenger RNA. Its product is annotated as transcription and mRNA export factor ENY2-like. The record is from RefSeq and is a predicted model, not a curated record. Gene Ontology annotation, biological process: poly(A)+ mRNA export from nucleus; regulation of transcription by RNA polymerase II; positive regulation of DNA-templated transcription. Gene Ontology annotation, molecular function: chromatin binding; transcription coactivator activity. The transcript is spliced from 5 exons. Bases 87 to 359 code for a protein of 90 amino acids. Gene Ontology annotation, cellular component: SAGA complex; nuclear pore; DUBm complex. NCBI's taxonomy places the organism in Eukaryota, Metazoa, Arthropoda, Merostomata, Xiphosura, Limulidae.
UUGUAUUGCUUUAAUACUGCUAUCCCUACAUAGUGCUGGCACACUCUCAGAUAUGUCCUCAAGAGAAAAAACUAAAAGAUCUUCAAAUGAAAACAGCAGUAAAUCAGAAAUUAAUAGAAACUGGUGAGCGAGAAAGAUUAAGGGAACUGCUUCGAACACGCCUCAUUGAAUGUGGGUGGAAAGAUCAAAUGAAAGCCUAUUGUAAAGAUAUUGUUAAAGAGAAAGGUGUUGAAAAUGUUACUGUGGAUGAUCUUGUUGCAGAAAUCACCCCAAAGGGAAGAGCUUUGGUCCCAGAUGCAGUGAAGAGAGAACUUUUGCAAAGAAUAAGAACAUUCCUGGCUCAGCAGACAAAGAUCUGAAACAACAAUAUUGAUUAUAAUGUACAGAAUUAUUUUCAGGUUCCAUUGAUUGAUUGUUUUAUUAAUUUUUGGCACAUUUCAGACUUCAAUUUAUUCAUCACAUCAAACAUUACAUGAGAAAAUUGUUUUAAGCAUAUAAGAUAUUACAAUAUUAAAGUUAUUUCUCAAUGCAGUACAUUCACAUUUGUUAUAAUAAAGCGUUCAUUGUGAAA